Molecule: messenger RNA, 2118 nt
Organism: Miscanthus lutarioriparius
Lineage: Eukaryota; Viridiplantae; Streptophyta; Magnoliopsida; Poales; Poaceae
Source: the annotation of a GenBank genome assembly
AUGGGCAGAUUAGCCGGGGUGUGGCUGUUAAGCCUCCUCCUCGCCGUCGCGGCGGCGGCGGGGGAGCCCGAGACGGAGGUCCAGGCCUCCUACAUUGUGCACGUCGCGCCCGGGCACGCGCCGCGGUCCUCACGUCCACGCUUGCUCUCCCGUGCCUACACCUCCUUCCUGCGCGACCACCUGCCCACGCACCUGCAGCAGCCGGAGCCCAGGCUGCACUACUCCUACGCGCACGCCGCCACGGGCUUCGCGCCCGGGCUGACGCGUCGCCAGGCCGACCACCUCGCGACCCUGUCUUCCGUGCUCGCCGUCGUCCCAGACGUGUUCGGCGUCUACCCCAAGGACAGCGCGUCUUUCGCCGCCCACCCGUUAAUGACGCCCCCGCCCGCCAAGUUCCGCGGCGGCUGCGUCUCGGCGCCGGCCUUCAACGCCACAGCGUACUGCAACAACAAGCUUGUUGGCGCCAAGUUCUUUUACAAGGGCUACGAGGCAAAGUAUGGCCCGAUCGAUGAGGCUCUCAAGUCGCCGCUCGACACCGAAGGCCACGGCACGCACACCGCCUCCACUGCCGCCGGUUCCGCCGUCGGGGACGCCUCCUUCUUCAGCUACGCCAAAGGCAAGGCCGUCGGCAUGGCCCCGGGUGCGCGCAUUGCCGCAUACAAGGUACUCUGGAACAAUGGAUGCAUGGGCGCUGACGUCCUCGCGGCGUUUGACGAGGCCAUCAAGGACGGGGUCGACGUCAUCUCCUUCUCGAUCGGCGCCAAUGGAAACCCGCCAAAGUUUUACCGAGACCACAACGCCGUGGGCGCGUUCAGGGCUGUUAGCCAGGGCAUCGUCGUUUCUGCGUCCGCGGGCAACGAGGGCCCCGGUGAGUCUACCGUCAAGAACAGCGCGCCAUGGUUUAUCACGGUGGGGGCGUCAGCCAUCAACCGCCAGUUCCCAGCGAACGUCGUUCUCGGCAGCGGCGAGAUCUUCACCGGCACUUCCCUCUAUGCCGGUACGCCGCUUGGUUCAAGCAAGAUACCGUUAGUCUACGGAGGAGACGUGGGAUCAGAGACGUGUGAAGCUGGCAAGUUGAACGCCGGCAGUAUCGCCGGUAAGAUUGUUGUUUGCGACCCUGGCGAUGGAGCAGCGCAAGGAGAAGCUGUGAAGCUAGCAGGGGGAGCCGGAGCAAUCAUCGGUACCGAAGAAGGGUACGGCGAGCAGGCCUUCACCAUACCACACGUCCUUCCCGCGACGGCCGUGACGUUCGCCGCCGCCAAGGAGAUUAAGAAGUACAUAGGAGCGAAUGCAUCCCCCGUCGCGACGAUCGUGUUCCUCGGCACUGUCACCAGCAGGACGCCGUCAUCGCCAAGAAUGGCAUCCUUUUCCAGCCGUGGUCCGAACCUCCGGGCGCCAGAGAUCCUCAAGCCAGACAUCACCGCCCCAGGAGUGGACAUCCUGGCUGCCUGGACCGGCGAGAACUCACCCUCGGAGCUCGCGCGGCCCCAGUGGAGCUCGGCCGCGAUCAGGUCCGCCCUGAUGACCACUGCGUACAACGUUGAUAACGCCGGCUACGUGAUCAAGGACAUGUCCACCUCCCAGGCAUCCACGCCGUUCGUCAGUGGAUCCGGCCAUGUGGAUCCUAACCGCGCCCUCGAGCCGGGACUGGUGUACGAUGCUGGCGCCGACGACUACGUCUCCUUCCUGUGCGCGCUCGGUUACACCGCUGAGGAGAUCGCCAUCUUCACGAAGGAGAGGACUGACUGUUCCAAGCGCAAGGCCUCCGUUGGCGAUCUCAACCACCCGUCCUUCUCGGUGGUACUCGGCUCCGACAAGAAAGAGGUCCAGCAGCACCGUGUCGUGCGCGAUGUUAGGAGCGAAAUCCUAGUCGGGUACACGGUCAGCGUCACUAGCCCCGCCGGCGUGCGCGUCACGGUGAGUCCACAGACUCUGCUGUUCAGCGCGUUGCAGCGGACGCUGAAGUACGAAGUCACUUUCACGCCGCUAAAAGGGGAGAACGUGACCGAGAAGCACACAUUCGGAUCCAUCGUGUGGAGCGACGGCAAGCACAAGGUGACAAGCCCCAUUGCCAUCACCUGGCCAGUGAACCAGCAGAGCCAGGUGGCAGCAAUGUGA